CUUCCACCAAACCAUAGUUACUCACUCUUUCUCUCUCCUCCUCCCCCUUCCUCCCUUUUCUCCCCCCAUUCCCCCUCUCUUCUUCUAUUGUUCUUCACUCUGCAUCUUUUCUGAACUCUCUCUCUCAUUUCUUUUUUUCUCUACAAUAUUUUUUUUUAAUUUUAUUUCUAAAAAGAAAACAGAUCGAUCCACAUUUGUAUUGAAUUGGUUGUUGCAGCUGCUGCCAUGGGUGGCCUUCGCAAAUAUGGCUGCCUCUUCAUUUUCUCUCUCCUCUUUUUAUCAAUAUCCACGGCAUUGCCUGCUCGACCCGCUAAAACUACAUCCCCAGCCGCUAAUUCUCCAGUUCAAAUCAACUCUAAUUCCGUCCUCGUUGCGUUACUCGACUCACAUUAUACUGAGCUCGCCGAGUUAGUUGAGAAAGCUCUUCUUCUCCAAAAGCUUGAGGAUGUGGUUGGGAACCAAAAUAUCACCAUCUUUGCUCCUAAGAAUGAGGCUUUAGAGCGUGACUUAGACCCCGAGUUCAAGCGAUUCCUCCUCGAACCCGGGAAUCUUCGUUCUCUACAGACUCUCCUCUUAUUUCAUGUUAUUCCUGCCCGAGUUGACUCCAAGGGAUGGCCGGCUCAUGGUUCCGAGGGACGUCAUCAUCUUACUCUCUCCAAUGAGAAGGUCCAUUUGCAUCGGCAUAAGAAAUCCGGGGAUAAGACUGUGGAUCUCGCUAAGGUUAUCCGCCCAAAUGAUAUUGUUCGACCCGACGGUGUGAUCCACGGGAUUGAGCGUCUACUGGUCCCACAGUCGGUGUUGGAGGAUUUUAAUCGCCGCCGUAACCUCCGCUCUAUCUCAGCUGUGAUUCCGGAGGGAGCACCUGUGGUGGACCCACGGACUAAUAAAUUGAUUAAGAAGAGUAAGAAGGCCGCGGGUCCACCACCACCACCACCACCUGGCGCCCCACCGGCACUCCCAAUCUAUGCAGCGAUGGCGCCAGGUCCUGGACUUGCCCCGGCUCCGGCGCCGGGACCAGGCGGGUCGCACCACCAUUUCAAUGGUGAGGCGCAGGUUAAAGAUUUUAUUACAACGCUAGUACAGUACGGAGGGUACAAUGAGCUUGCUGAUAUCCUUGUGAACCUCACCUCCUUGGCCACCGAAAUGGGAAGACUUGUAUCAGAAGGAUAUACAAUUACGGUAUUAGCCCCCAACGACGAGGCGAUGGCGAAGCUUACGACUGACCAAUUAUCGGAACCUGGGGCGCCGGAGCAGAUCAUGUACUACCAUAUUAUACCGGAAUACCAAACAGAAGAAAGUAUGUACAAUGCAGUGAGAAGAUUUGGGAAGAUAAAGUAUGACACUUUGAGGUUACCACAUAAGAUGGCCGCUGAGGAGGCGGACGGGUCGGUCAAGUUCGGGCAAGGGGAGGGUUCGGCGUAUUUGUUUGACCCGGAUAUUUACACAGAUGGUAGGAUCUCGGUUCAGGGGAUUGAUGGAGUAUUGUUUCCUUUGGAGGAAAAAGAUGAUAACAUUACUGCUCUUCAAAAGUCUACUCGUGUUACUAAGGUUGUCACCAAAUCAAGAAGAGGGAAAUUGCUGGAAACAACAUGUUGGAUGCUUGGCUCCAUGGUACAGCGCUUCAAUGCUUGCCAAUAAGCAAACACGCCGUCUCGAGGCUGACAGUUAGGCAUCACAAGCAACCACAAGAUGUAAAAUUGGUGAAGAAAUUGAACAGCUUCAGAUGAUCACACUGCCUUUAGAGAGUGAUGUUAAUACAGUUUUCCUUUUUUUUUUUUUUUUUUUUUUUUUUUUUUUUUAAUUUUUACAAUAUAUUCAAGGGUAAAAAAAAGAAAGGACCAUGUUGGGGAGCCAAGUCAGGAGGUGUGCAAUAUAUUUCCCUUGCUACUACCAUGAAAGUUCCUGAAUAGCUCCCCCCAGGAGAGGAGAGAGAGAGAGAGAAGAAGAAGAAGCUGCUGUAGUUAUAAAUAUAUACAGUUAAGUAAUGUUAAGAAGAAGAAAAAACCUGUAAUUUUUUUUAUUUUUAUAUAUUUUUAAUUUUGAUUUUUUGUUA
This is a messenger RNA of Spinacia oleracea (spinach), 2053 nucleotides long. Its product is annotated as fasciclin-like arabinogalactan protein 16. The record is from RefSeq and is a predicted model, not a curated record. NCBI's taxonomy places the organism in Eukaryota, Viridiplantae, Streptophyta, Magnoliopsida, Caryophyllales, Amaranthaceae. Bases 226 to 1638 code for a protein of 470 amino acids. The transcript has 3 exons.